Messenger RNA from Magallana angulata, 733 nucleotides. Its product is annotated as NADH dehydrogenase [ubiquinone] 1 beta subcomplex subunit 9-like. The coding region runs from base 38 to 577 and encodes 179 amino acids. Gene Ontology annotation, biological process: mitochondrial electron transport, NADH to ubiquinone. The transcript is spliced from 4 exons. Lineage: Eukaryota; Metazoa; Mollusca; Bivalvia; Ostreida; Ostreidae. The record is from RefSeq and is a predicted model, not a curated record.
UGUCUAGAGAACAAUUUCGAUCGGGAUCGGGUCAAUCAUGACUACCUUUGGUAAUCUUGCUAAUGUUAAAAUCCCAAGGCAUCUUCAAUUUACAUAUUUGUCGCAUGCACAAAGAGUGCUAAGAUAUUACAAAAAGCAUUGUCGGCACAUUGAAUGGUGCGCGUUUACUCGAGUACCAGCAAGGUUGGGUAGGGUGGAGUUGAGACGACUAAUCGAUUCCCACAAAGAUGAAAAGGACUUUGUGAAGGCAACAGAGUUACUUGAACGGGGUGAACAACAAGUGCUUUCAUAUUGGUUUUUCAAUAAUAAUCACAACUUCUCUCCUGGCGGAACUUGCUACGACAGAUAUCAAUACUUCCCAGAUUAUACUAUUGACUACUGGCAUCCCUUAGAGAAAGCCCAGUAUCCCAAGUAUUUUGCCACUCGAGAAAUCAGGAAAAUGGAGCAUAUUUUGUGGUGGCAUGAAAAGUAUGGAGCAGACCCUGAACAAAAAACGAUUGAAGAAAUGAUGGAUGAUGUGGCAGAGCAGAGGAAGGUCGCUAAGGAGGCAGAGGAGAGGAAGGCCAUUGAUAAAUAGUGCUGUGGCAAGGGACAAUGGUUGUUACAGGAGUUUCCGUCUUUUUUUCUUUCUUUGCAUUCAACAGCCGUGUAAUUUGAGAAUCUUAAUUGAUUUUUGGUGAAAUCUAGAAUAGUAAGACUCAAAGAGGACAAAUAAAGUUAUUUGUAAAUUAAA